AUGAUUACUCUGUCUUGCUCUUGGAACAUACCUUGCGGUUGCUAUCUAGCCCACUUCGCAACCCACAAUAUGAGUGCUUUUCCUCUUCUGUUUCUUGUGGUGCUCCGUUUAGUUUCAGCCAGCACGUCCCCAGGAGUUUCUCUUCUUUCCGAGAGACCAAUUAACGCAGAGGUACCGACGGCACAGUUUCUCAUUGCAGAUAGGUUGAACGACCUCUAUCCCAACUUCAAUACCAGGGGCGGCGACGAUGUGAAACUCAAUUUGAACCAUGUGUAUAACUAUAUUGACGGUACCAAAACAGAACCUUCUACACACUUCGCUUCGUCAGCGAAGUCGCAUCCGAAUCAGCACGGGAAAGAGGGAGGUGCCAUUCAGUUUGAGAGUAAUGGAAAACUCAAAAACAAGCACCCCUCGAAUGUGCAAAAGAAACCUCCUAGAACCUCUGUAUCUUCCACUUCUUCCGGUGGGCCUACAAAAUGUUCCACGCAGCGACGGGUUUGUGGAUCCACAUGUAGAGGGGGCACAAAUAAGAGAUCUAGCUGCGUCGUACAAGUUGGAGUUCCCAAAAUCUGCCAGAAAGACGUCAAAAUCUGGUUUGCAUGUGCUGAAUCGAAUCCUAAGAUGUGCACGUACGUCGAAAAGGAACCUUCUGUCUGCACAAGAGCCAAAACACGAAGGGUGCAGUGUCCAGACGAAAAGUAUUCAUGUGACCGCAAAAUCACAGAAAAAGUCAAGUGUCACGGAAAGAGCAGUGAGUGUGAGAGGUGGAGUUCACUGCCUUGCAAAGAGCGCACUCGCAACUCGGAGAAUAAUCUGUGCCGCGUUCCGUCUGACCAAUGCCAUGAGUGCAAGGGAAACUUUGUAUAUGUGAAAUGCAGGAGAAGGAAAUGGUUCAGGACUGCUGUACCCUGCCCAUUGAACCGGACGCCCAGCCCUGCACCUUCAAACUUGAACACCAAUAGUUCGCCAAAUGAACCUCCUCGAAACUCUCUCCAAUACUCACAUGGGAAAAAUUCGCACAAGAAAAACUCGUCAGGAGUUGCGGGGUCCUCUUCCCCGGUUUUCCUUCCCUUUCCUGACAAAGGAGCACAAGUGGCAAGCAUCCGUUGCUUCGCAUCGUUUUUUGAUGAGUUUCAUUGCAAAGACACUCCGUCGGACUGCCAUCCGACUGACAAGUCGAAGUUCGAUGCCGAGAAGUGUACUGGCCACGCCUGCGCAGCAUGUUCGAAACUUGAUCAGAUUCAAACAUCACCUAAACUUAAGGUUUGGUGUCAAGCAUUCUCCACGCGGUAUUGUGAGGCCGAAGCCGCGACUCCUGGAUCGCUGCGACAAGCGAGUUCCGUUCUUGGAGAGCAUCUGUCGGGACUUCCCAACGAUUCUAGUGACAACUGGUACGAGGACAACGUGAUUCCCAUGAGAGUUUCAGAAGUAUCCGGCCGCUGUUUCAAGGAUGAAUCAAAAAUGGUCUACACUGUUUGCGAAAAGAAAAUGCCAGGACAUCAAGUUUGCGUGAAGGGAUGCCGUUUAAAAAAGAACUGCAAGAAGCAGGAGCUAUCUAAACUGUACAAGGGGUACUGCAAGCACUACUUGCCACGAUACUGCGACAACAAGCAGAAGAAAGCAUGCACGCGCACACGACUAGUCAAACAGACUUGCUCGAAACCCGGAAAGAAGACCUGCAACGGAAAAGUGACGGAAUCUUACGUUUGUUGGAAACCAAAGACGGUGAAGAAGCCUUGCAAACAGCAGGCUUGCCGUGGGAUUUUCCAGUGCGCGAAACAGCGGUUCUUCAAGAAAUGCUCCAGCAUAUCGACGAAGAAAUAUGUCUGUGGCAUGAAAGAAGAAAAACAAGCAGCUUCAUGUACUCAAUCGACCGGAUCGAACUGUACCCCAAAGUACUGCACGGUGAGGUCGUGUACCAGCAGCGCCCAUUAA
Molecule: messenger RNA, 1935 nt
Organism: Chondrus crispus (carragheen)
Lineage: Eukaryota; Rhodophyta; Florideophyceae; Gigartinales; Gigartinaceae
Exons: 1
Coding region: 1-1935 (644 amino acids)
Source: RefSeq, a predicted model, not a curated record